AACGGAGGAGCUCCUCUGCUGUACGCUGUUCAUGGUAACCAUGUGCGCUGCGUGGAGAUUUUAUUAGACAGUGGUGCUGAUCCGACUGUAGAGUCAGAUUCUGGAUUCAACGCCAUGGACAUGGCUGUUGCGAUGGGCCAUCGAAACG
Messenger RNA from Austrofundulus limnaeus, 148 nucleotides. RefSeq names its product ankyrin repeat family A protein 2. Gene Ontology annotation, biological process: proteolysis; regulation of gene expression. NCBI's taxonomy places the organism in Eukaryota, Metazoa, Chordata, Actinopteri, Cyprinodontiformes, Rivulidae. The record is from RefSeq and is a predicted model, not a curated record. Gene Ontology annotation, cellular component: nucleus. Gene Ontology annotation, molecular function: aspartic-type endopeptidase activity; protein binding.